AUGAUUGAUUGGCUUGUGGAAAAUAGUCUUGGACUAUAUCCGGUUGCUCUUGAAAGGCAGGUGGAAAGGAUGGAUGCAGGGAAGAGGAAUUCCGAAGGCGUGAAGAAAGAAUGCUCUGUGUCAUACAUACUGUCCAUUGUGCCCAGGGCUGGGAAGCCUGAACCUGCAACCCUACUAGUAAGAGGAUAUCAAUGGAAUGAUGGUAUUGGGCCCAGGAUAGACUUUUCAACUGAUUUAGAUGCAAAAGAUUACUAUGAAGUUAAGGACAUACGGGAAACCAGGAUGACAAACUUCUCGUGCCAUGGAAGGACAGUACUUUACAUAUUUAUUACGAAUGCAAGGGGCAAGACAACCAUGUAUUAUGCCCAGUUUAGUGGGUGCUACUCCCUCCGGGAUCCAAAGGUGCCUUUGUAUAGAGUCGAAUUAUUUCAUAAGGACGGGUUCUACAGAAUAGACAAGGAUCCGUCCCAUGAUAUGAUACUCAAGUCCAUAAACAUAAGGAGCAAACACCAAGGCCUUCUUCACUAUUGCUGGAGUGGCCAAGGUGGCUUGGAAAGACAGGCUAGGCCUGAGCUAGGCCUUGAAAUAGAAGGAGAAAGGUAUACAGUAUAUGGAUUUCGCUGUAUUUUUUGCAUCAAGCAGUUUAAGGAUAUCAGUUCUUUAGCGUUUCACAUCAGUUACAUCCAUUCCGGAUACAAAUGCAUUCAAAGCGAGGGAUCUCUCCUUCUCAGGAAGGACUCCGACUCUUUACAGAGUUGCAGGACACUGGUCUAUUUUUCCAGGAAAUAUAAGAGGAAAAGACUGACACCAGGAAAGGUACAAGAUGUCAGCCAGAGAUAUGAAGGCUCUGUCAAUGGGAUUUGGUCAAUGGAAAGCCUUUUGGGGCUGGCUAACAAAGGAGUAAGAGCAAGCUCGGCAUUGCCGGAGAAUACUCUUGCCCUGAUGGAAAAAUGGAAUGCCCUUAGGCUCCAUGGAGGCAUGUUCCUGGAUGAUGUAGCUAGGUUUGCAAAGCAAGAGAGGAAAAAUCCAUCAAUAGUAAACUUUCUUCUUGUUCUGUACCAUAAAUCUGUUGUGGAUCCAAAGGAGCUUAUGGAACUUGUUUAUUCUCUAUUUGAGGAUGACUAA
This is a messenger RNA of Encephalitozoon hellem ATCC 50504, 1125 nucleotides long. RefSeq lists its product as uncharacterized. NCBI's taxonomy places the organism in Eukaryota, Fungi, Microsporidia, Unikaryonidae. The record is from RefSeq and is a predicted model, not a curated record. The transcript has a single exon. Bases 1 to 1125 code for a protein of 374 amino acids.